Oldenlandia corymbosa var. corymbosa is the source of this 2979-nucleotide messenger RNA. The record is from the annotation of a GenBank genome assembly. NCBI's taxonomy places the organism in Eukaryota, Viridiplantae, Streptophyta, Magnoliopsida, Gentianales, Rubiaceae.
AUGGAGGAUCUACUAGGUUGCAUUGAAUCCCUUCUUGAUCUUCGCCAUUCUUCCAUUUCGACAGGCGGCAUGAAAGAAUGUAUUAGGUUCCUGAAGAAUUUCAUCCGUUUGGUCACAUUACUAGGACUUGAGCCUAAGCAGAUGGGAGAUCUGUUGAUACACGUCCGAGGCGUGUUGAUUGAUGUUGCUUGCUUCAUUUUCAGGUCUUUGAAUCCACGAUACGAUGAUUAUUCUGAGUGGUCCGAUCCUUACAAACUUGUAGAUAGAAUUGAGCCUGUUGAAUCUCAGGUUUUUGAGAUUUAUGUUCGAGCCUUGCAACAAGCUUCAGCAUUGCCUGAGUCAUCGAACCAAGGGGUUCCAGGAUGCCAAAAGCUUUUGUUGGCGGAUUUUGUUGAUUCUCUCAUCUAUCUUAUCUUUCAGCUGUUAUUCCAUCGUACCGGAUGCUUGUAUCAUAAGAUGUAUAGACUAUAUAAGCGGCUCAGAUUCUUGAGAACCGUUCUGACAGGGCAACAUGGUAAAGGUGAUGAGUUACAUGACAAAAUGAAUGGCCUUACUGGAAUCUUGAUUUGUGAGGCAGGAGUUAUAGUUUGCUAUCUUUUUCUCGGAAAGAAAGAAAGACUUCCAGGUGGAACCCUAGAGCAUCGUUUUCAGAAUUUCGAUGAAAAAUUUAAGCUUGUGAUCAAUUUAGAAGAAGAAGAAGAAGAAGAUGCACCAAGAUAUACACCACCAUCAGAAUGUCCUCAAAUGAACUUGUUGGGAUUUCUUGAUUCUAUCUUGGAAAAAAUGACAUCUAAUGAUCCAUGUGAGGCUGCAGAUUCAGUAGUUGCUUCAGCGAAGAAUAAGCUCAAAACUAUCCGUGAUGAGCUUGCAUAUUUGAGAUCCUUUUUGGUUAAUGUUAUGGAAGAGCAGCAUGAUCAAAGGGGGAAGCUGCAAGACCUGUGGAGCCGUGUUGCUACAGUAGCCUAUGAGACGGAGUUUGUCCUCGAUUCUCUACAGGUUGGAGGCACUCAUCAGAGCUUCACUGAGCUGCUUGAUACGAUCAUAGCAGAAAUCAAGCAAAUUAAGACUCAGGCAUCUGGCAUUGAGAAGAUCACCAAAGUCAAGGAUAUAGCUAAAACUUACAAUAAGCAGCUUUCGGCAGGUAAGAACCCUGAAUUCAGCGAGCCUGUUGUAUGCUUGAUUGAUGAGUCACAGGAGAUAAUUGAUCGACUGAAAAGAGGCACGGAAAAUUUGGACAUUGUUUCCAUAGUUGGAAUGAGUGAAGAUGAUUUGGGUGAUGCACUCCGCAAAUACUUGAAGGGAAAAAGGUAUCUUGUCAUCUUGGAUGAUGUUUGGGAUGCUGAAGUAUGGAGAAGUUUGAAAUAUUCAUUCCCAAAUGAUAGGAAAGGAAGUAGAAUUCUUCUAACCAGUCGGUCUGAGGAUGUGGCCUUAGAAAUCAAACCAGACAGUAAACCUCAUCGCCUUCGUUUCCUCAACAAACCUGAGAGUUGGGAACUAUUUCAAAUGAAGAUGUGUUUUGAAGAAGGCUGUCCUCCGGAACUACUUGCACGUGGGGAGGCAAUAGCAUCCGGUUGCAAGGGAUUGCCAUUGAUGAUUAUAGUUGUUGCUGGAAUUCUUUCAAAUAUGGAGCCAGGUACUUGGGAAGAGAUUGAAAUAAAACUAAAGAAGGGUAACCCACCUACCACAGAUGAGUGCAAUGAAAUUCUAGAGUUGAGUUAUCGUCAUUUGCCAGAUUAUUUGAAACCAUGUUUUCUUUACUUUGGAUUGUAUAAAGAGGAUCAAAAAGUAAGUGUCCAUGAGAUGUUAUGGUUAUGGAUUGCAGAAGGCAUUGCGAAGAAAUCUGAGGAGGAAUGCGUUGAGGAUGUUGCAGAGGGUUACAUGAUGGAGUUAAUACAAAGAAACUUAAUAAUGGUUGCUGAGAGAGGGUCCAGAGGAAGCGCCAAAUCUUGCAUCCUUCAUGACCUUUUACUUGACUUUGCAGGGAAACAGGCAAACAAGAACAUUUUAUGCAUCGCUUACGCUGCCAUGAACUUGGUACUUCCGUUCAGCCAAGGAUGUUGUACCGGUUGCAUUUCUAGCCUGUCUAAGCUUCUAAGAGUUUUGAGUUUGAACAAAAUUUUUAACUUCCAUUUCUUUCCAAGUGCCAUUCAACUACUUGGUCACUUGAGAUACUUGGCCUUGGCCAUUGAGCGAUCAGUUAACAUCCCAUCGUCAAUUGCAUACCUCUCAAAUUUGGAGACUUUUAUUGUUCUUGGAAUGAAAGAAGUUUUUCUGCCAUAUGCUGUAUGGAAUAUGAAAAAAUUAAGGCAUAUGAGAGCACAUUCAUGGGUUUUUGUGAGAGAAUUUCCUGCAGAGAAUCCUAACCAACUUUCAAGUUUAGACAGCUUACAUACUUUCAAGGAGAACGAUGGGGCCUUGAAGAUUUUGGCAUUGGACUUUUUGAGUCGACUUGAAUCACUCCACAUCACUUGUACUUGGCCAGAUAAGUGUAUUUAUCACUUCCAGUUUCCCGAAAAUCUAAAGAAGCUGACUCUAUCACUGCUUAUGCUUCCAUGGAGUGACAUGUCGGCAAUUCAUAGGCUGCCAAAUCUUGAGGUCCUCAAGCUACUGGGAAAUGCAUUCUCUGGGGAAACCUGGCAUGUCGAAGAAGACACAUUCCCCAAGCUCAGAUAUCUAAUAUUGGAAGGCCUUAAUUUAGUUAGGUGGACCAUGGAUUCGGAGGACAAUGUUCCUUUUCCCUGCCUCGAGAAGUUAGUCCUGAAAAGAUGUAUGUGCUUGGAGGAACUGCCUACUGAUUUAGCCCAGAGUUCAACUCUUCAGACGAUUGAGGUAUUUGAAUGUGACAAGGUCACUGAGUCGAUAAACCAACUUCAAGAAAUGGCAGAAGAGGGAAAUGAAGGUCUGAAGAUCCUUACUCACAUUUUAUGGUGGAAGAAGUUAUCAGAGAAUGAAACAGGGCUCAAGGUUAUCAGUUUUUAA